Molecule: messenger RNA, 562 nt
Organism: Emiliania huxleyi CCMP1516
Lineage: Eukaryota; Haptophyta; Isochrysidales; Noelaerhabdaceae
Exons: 1
Coding region: 8-241 (77 amino acids)
Source: RefSeq, a predicted model, not a curated record
AGGAGUCAUGGCGAAGCCCGCAGCCAAGCCCGCGAAGAAGAUCGCCAAGAAGAGCGCCAAGCCCGCUGCCAAGGCCGACAAGGUCAAGAGGCCGCCCGGACCGUACAUGAUCUUCUGCAAGGAGGAGCGGCCCAAGAUCGUUGCGAAGAAUAAGGACAUGAGCUUCGGCGAAGUGGGCAAGGCGCUCGGCGCGGCGUGGGGCAAGCUGUCCGAAGCGCAGAAGGCAAAGUACAAGAAGUAGGCGCGUGCGUCCGCGCAUGGGCUCGUGGAGGCGGCUCCGCAAUGAGGCUUGGCCUCUAGCACUGCACAAGCCGCCUUUGCAGGCCCUGCACUUCAACAACCCCCUCGGGCGAUCUGUACCCUCACAGGGGGGCAAGUCUGACGAUUCACCAUCUACCGUGCGAUAUCUGGCAUGUGUGCUUGCAUGUGUUCGUGCAUCAAAGUUGUCAGCCGCCGAGCGUGUAAUGUGAUCCGGGAGGGGGGAGAGCGCGCGCGUCGGCCUGCGGCCCGCCCGGAGAGUCCCUUGUGCGGCUUGUUUAUGUAAAUCUCCCCGUACAACCGC